AUGUGCAUUAACAGCAGUACAGUUGAACCUGUCAUCUGCCCCAGAGGAUACUAUUGUUGCUCAGAAACAAGUGUCCCGGUGCCAUGCCCAGAAGGGACUUACAAUACUUUGGAAGGUGCCUCCUCCAUUGGUGCAUGUGUAAGCUGUCCAGCUGGUUUAUACUGCCAAGGUGUGGCAAACUCUGAGCCUGAUGGUCCAUGCAUAGGAGGAUAUUACUGCCAGGGAGGAGCAAAAGUUCCCAUACCACAUAGUGAUCCAAUUUUUCCAAUGAGUGGUCCAUGUACUGAGGGACAUUACUGUCCAAUAGGCACAAAAGCACCAAUUCCAUGCCCGGUGGGAACAUUUAAGAAUACAACUGGAGGAGCUUCACUAGAAUCCUGUAUUCCAUGCCACUCUGGCAAUUACUGUGCCCAGGAAGGGCUGAGCCAUCCCAGUGGGCUGUGCAUUGCUGGUUUCUACUGUCCUGCCCAUCACAGCUCACCGUACAGUUUCUUCUGCCCACAGGGACAUUUUUGCCCCAAAGGUUCAGGAACUCCUAUCCCAUGUCCAAUGGGAAAAUAUCAGCCAAAUUCACAUUCCAGUGUGUGCAUUCCAUGCCAGGCUGGCUUUUACUGUGAUAAAGUUGCAACAGUUGAGCAUAAACCCUGCCCAUCUCAUUUUUACUGCCCAGAAGGUACAGUGAUUCCUAUUGCUUGUCGCCUUGGAACAUUCACCUGGAAGGAAAUGUCAGGUUUGAAGGAGGAAAAGCAAUGCCUACCUUGCCCCACUGGCAAAUACUGCAGAGAAGGAAAGAUUCAAGGAAAUUGUGCUGCCGGUUACUUCUGCCUUGCUGGUAGUUUUAAUUUUACCCCUCAUGGAAUUCUCCCUAAUGCCUCAACUGACUAUAAUCCAUGUAAGUGGGGCCAGUCGUGUGCUGGACCAUGUCCUGCAGGUUUCUUUUGUCCUCGGGGGACCAAAGUAACCAAGCCCUGCCCAGCAAAUACAAUUAGGUUACUGCCUGGUGGCAGACAGCAAGAGGACUGCCAGCCAUGCCCACCUGGAUACUGGUGCAAAGAAGGACUGACCACCUAUGAAGAUUACAAAUGCCCGCUGGGUUAUUGGUGUCCUGGAAAAGGGAACCCCAUGCCCUGUCCCAGUGGAACAGUGGGAAACAAGACUGGAGCUGCCAUUUACAAGGACUGUCAACCAUGUCCGCCAGGUUACUACUGCCCUGAUCCAAAACAAAUUGGUCAGCCGAACAUCAAUGGACUACCCUGUCGAGCUGGAUACGAGUGCCCGGAAGGUUCAGUAAGUGAGGUUUUGUGCAGAGCAGGUUCCUAUUGCAGUGCCAGGACAGGGGUUGCAGUCCUGUGCCCUGGUGGUUAUUUCUGUCCGCUUGGAUCCCACACAUACAAUACUCCAGAGCAACUGUGUGUGUUCCCCUAUUUCUGUCCUGCUAAUAGUUCUUCGAUGCUGCCUUGUUAUGGAGGGUACAUGCCAAUCAACAUGACAGGUUUGAGGGAUCAGCUGGUGAAAGCCUGUCUAAUCUGUGAGGCUGGAACUUAUCGGGGAUAUUCCGCUGCUGAACUGUACUGCAGACCAUGUCCUGCAGGUUUCCACUGUCCAAAGGGUUCUGCAAGCUAUUUGUCACAUCCCUGUCCAGUGGGCUAUUAUUGUGCUGAAAAGACCACAUUGCCGGCGCCUUGCUCUCCAGGAACAUAUGGAAACAGCAGCCAUGCAAAGCAUCUCCAUGAAUGCUACCCAUGCCCUGAAAACACAUUCAAUCAUCUCCCUGCACAAAGAGCUUGUUUUCCAUGUGGAAGUACUUCCUACUCAGGACUAGGCUCCACAACAUGCAAGUGCUAUGGUUUGAACCGGGCUUUCCAGGAAUCUGAUGGGUCAUGCAUUUGUAAGACUGGCUAUGUUUACUACAAUGAGGCAGAUCAGAAAAGCUCAAACAGUAACAGUGGCAUGGACUGUUAUCCCGAGGUGGACGAUCGUUGCAGCACCAAUGAGGCACGGCUGGCAUCUUCAAGACGAUGUGUUCUCCCUGAGCACCAUAACUGUACUCCAUUGUGUGGGGAAAGUGGAGGAAAGCUGGAUGUGGAACUGGGAAUAUGCCAUUGUAAUAAAUACAUCUCUGCUGAGGAGCUCUGUGACAGAGUUUGUGUGGCUGGAUCACUGAAUAUCUCUGCAAGUAUCCGAACAACUGGAGAGUUUGUUUUAACCAUUCAGAAUGGAAUGGCCAAAGAUCAGAAAGAGUGGGUUGUUGCAGAGGUGCUUGGUCCAGAGGAACACAUUUCCAAAAGUCCAAGAGUGCAUUUCAUCCACUUCGAGCCUGCUGGAAUUUUUGGUUGGAUUUUAUCUGGAAAGAACAUGGUUGAUGAGUUCCUAGCAGAGCCAGAGCAGCCUAUAAUGUUUGUGAAUCCACAAUAUCGGUCAAAAGCACCAGGAUACUUACAAAGCACCGCUUCUAGAGAGCUGCAUGGAGGAGUUCACAAAAUUCCAAACCCGAUCGUCUGCCUGAAACCAAAAGACUUGAUCCUCUUCAAGCUCAACAUCUAUCAGAGAAAUCGUAGUUUGAGUCACUACCCUGUUUACCAGAAAGACCACCUGUUCAACACAAAUUCAGAGUGGGAUUUUGGAUCUUUCAGGAAAUUGGAUCAUUUCAUUAGGGAAACUAAUUUCAACAUUACCAGGUUUGCACAUGCUUUCAUGGAACCUGGGAAGUACAUCUUUCAUGACAAUGCAGAAAAGGAUCGGACCCUAAUUGUAAGUGUCAGCAUGUUUGGUGCAGAGUGCGACACUCUACCAGUCCAGCCUUCCUCCCCCUUCCAGCUUGUGAGACAUGGAAUUCUAAAACGGCAAAAUCUCAACCUGACACCUGAUUGGAUUCUCAUUAUAGGAACUCUUAGUGUCCUUGCUGUGAUGACUACACUUUUCACAAUGGCCACCUUGAUGUUGAAGCCUUUACAGUCCUCAUUAAACCCCCUGCAGCAGUGGAAGCCAAAGUGGCGCAGUUUGGGAGAACCUUAUAUCCCACCUGAAUAUGUUAUACUGAGAGACAGCUUGGAUUUUUACCAAGCUCUUGGGCCUCGAGGUGCUGGAGAAGGAGCAGAAUCAGAAGAGGAGUCAACCCACGUUGUAGCUAAAAGACAACAGGAGACUGAACUGGAGGAUUUUAGUGUCCACACUUUGUUUGAUAAACUGGAGGACCAGAAUCUUCACCUUGCUUCUCAGCUAAGCAAACAGAAGAAUGAUCUACAGGCAUUUUAUCGACAUAUCAGCCAACAGAUUCAUGAGCUAAAGGAAUUGUUAGAAUAUUUAAACCCUUACGAAUGCCAAAAUAUGGAAGGAAAAUGGGUAAUAGUAGACCAGUUGGAAACCUCAACUACAGCUGAUGCUGAAACUUCCGAUAAAACAAAAGGCGAAGGAGUAAGUCAGCAACUUGAGGAACUAUUUUUUAAUCUACACAGCUUGGUUUAUAAAAUCAACUCUGGACACAUUACUAUCUCCAAAGAAAUGAUUGAAAAGGCACAAGAACUGUAUGGAUCUCCAGGUAGUUUGGAUAUGCCCACUCAAGCCCAAAUAAAACCAGAGAGACUAGAUCACGUUGACAAUGCAAAAAAAUCAAGCAUUGUUCAAAUACAAGAAACAUGUUCAUCUUUGAUAAAAGAAGAAGUGCCAAUCCCUGAUUCAAACUUUCCUUACUAUGAGGAACUUACUGAGAUCCUACUGUCCUAUCCACUUCUGAAAAUACUGGAAGAAAUUAAACAAACAUUAAUAAAUCAUCAACAUGAACUGCAAGCAGAAAGCAGUAAUAAUCUACCAGAUCUCACUCCACUGAGUGACCACAGUCUCAUUCCAGCUGAUUUAGGCAACCUGAGUCCACACCAUUUUGUGAUCUACAGAUUUGGAUGUUCUAUCACCCACUUACUCUACAGUAGUUGUGACUACACUCCAUUAACUCUUCUCAUGGCUGAUGACGUUCCCAAUGAACAAGACAUCCACUGCAAAAAUAGGUCAUACACCAAUGGCUUUUACUAUGAUGCUAAUAACCGGAUACUGUACAUCAGAUCAGCCUGGCUCAACAAUGUAGGACAGUUUAUCGUUCUCAUUCUGCAUGUAAUGGCACAUGUUAAAGCUGGAAUCCAAAUAAAUGAUGAUCACCCUACCUUUACUGAGGAAUUUGAUCAUACAGUUGCCAUUCUGGCCACCACCCUGUUCCAAAUGUUCUUUGACACCACUUCUUCCGUGGCAGAGGUGCAUCAAGAUGCUGAAAUAUUGGACUCCAAAAAUGGGGGAAAAAAUAAACUAGUUCCUUCCACUCAAUCAAUCUUUGAAGACCUUAUUCAUAUCAAAGUACCACCUGAAACCAAGUUUAUGGAGGAAAUUCUAAAUGAAAGACUUAAGAAAUACACAGUCUUUAAUUUGCAUAAUGUACUACAACAAAUCCUGAAGUCCACAGAUACUUACAAAGGAUUCUCAGUCCAGAAAGCAAGACGAAUGACUGAGUUGACUUUGGGCAUCGGUACAGAAACAGUGGAACCUGACAAUGAAGACCUCCUGGAAUCUAACACACAGAUCAGUAUUCUAAAAUUGGAGAAUGAAGUGGAUAAAAUGAAUGAAGAAUUUUCUCUGUGCACUACAAAGAUCUCAGAGUACAAUCAACAGAUUGAGUACUUAGAGAAGGAGCUAAGGAUCCAGGAUAAUUUUAUGCAGGAGCACGAUGGCAGUUUGGAAAUGCCACCAGAUGAUUUCAGUAAUUUGUUGCGAGAGCUUGCACAAGCCCGACACAAAGUGUCAAUUCUGCAUCUACAAAGACAUUGUGUAAUGAACAAGCUAUCAGAACUGGAGCCUAGAUUAACUGACCUUUACACAACACUGGAAACCAACCCCUCCAGUACCUCAGCCAUGAGAACAAAACUAUAUUCAGAGCAUGAUCGUAAAGUCAAGGAAGAUGAAUGUGUAAAGCAUGUAGUGUAAAGCUGUAGUGGUCACUAUUAUUUUGUAUAUGGAGAAAAAUAUAUCUUCUGUGCAUCCCUCUAUUUAUGAUUUGAAGAACCCCUAAACCAUCUUCUGUCCAGUCAAACUAAAUAAUACACCUGGUGGUAACCUGUACAUAUUGAUUAGGAGACACCAAGAGUUAGAGAACAGGAAUGUUUAAGUUUGUCAUUAAUUUUGAAAGUCUAAUGAAAUUUAGUAUCAGAAUCAGGUUUAUUAUCACUGACAUAUGUCAUGAAAUUUGAUGUUUUGUGUAAGCAAUACAGUGCAAGACAUAUGAAGUGAAAGACAUAUAAUUUACUAUAAGUUACAAAAAUAAAUAGUGCAAAAGAAAACUCAUGAGGUAGUUUUCAUGGGUUCAUGGACCGUUCAGAAAUCAGGCCAUUCAGGGCAAGGAAGAAGCUACUCCUAAAAGACUGCGUGCGAGUUUACAGACUCCUGUAUCACCUCCCAAAUGGUGGUAAUCAGAAGAAGGCACAUCCCAAAUUGUAAGGGUCCUUCAUGAUGGAUUCCAUCCUCUAGAGGCACCGCCUCUUAAAGAUGCCCUCGAUAUGGAUUUAAAAUGCAGCAUGUACUUUGCACUGUUGGCAAAAUCCAUUAAUUUACAUUAUUUCUCAGUUUUAUACUUGCACCAACUUGCUUGGCUGUAAUAGAGCCCUCAAAAUCACAAGAGACAAUCAAAGGGAUGUGCCCUUGUUAAUAGAAUGUGAUAAUAUCAACAUAAGAUCAACAUUAAUUUACAAGUCAAAAUGCAAGUUAUUUCCAUGAUCCUGCAGCCUAGUGAGGAAGCCAAUUUUGGAGGUAGCCUUGUUUGUUUAGGAGUGUAAUAAUGAAAAGAUUAAACCCUUAAUAAUUUGAUGUUGAUAUAUACAAUGACAAGAAGUUGUUCAAUCAUAUCAUUCCAAGUUGCUUUGAUUUAUAAAUGUAAAGAGGCUUCUAUUUCAAAGACACUUUGAAAUUUCCAUAUUGAAAUCUUAAUUUUUUUUGUCAGAAAUAUCAUUGAGUAACUAGUGUUUAAUUUGCAUCUUUAGAGAUUAUUGGUUUAUAAAACCUAUUUUUGUUGUGUUCUCACCCUUUACUGGUCUCUUGAAAUUCAGAUUUAAAGCUUAGGUUCCAACGGUUGUAUUUUUUCUCGGUAAUUUGCUGAUAACUUAUUUUCAGAUGAAUGCUGCCUUAAGUAGUUGUCCAUCUACAGCAGAAAGGGUAGCCUUGUAAAUAAACCAUGGGCCUCUGCAAGAUUCACUCAAGCUUCCACACAGAUGUUGAACAUGAGGAGUGUGAUGAGGAGAGGCGGGGUGGGGGUGGGAUUAUAGAGCUUCAAGUCUCAUCACUAUAGUGAACAAAGACCAAUUCCAAAGUGUGUAUCAUUGAAGCUUCUAUUCUCCUCCACCAUCACAUCUGCAGAGUGUUUCUUCUCACUAUUCUCAACUCUCCACCCUUUAAAGUUUAUCAGCACUGGCUGUUACUCAGCCAUGGUGACCUUACACACUUGAGUUCUAUCCCAAAAUUGAAACACCUGACAAAACUCUCCCCAACUCCAAACUUACUUCAAGCAUUCCUUCAGUUUCCUUUCCUAACCAUGAUUUCUUUUUAGAUGUUGCAGAUUUCUGGAUCAUUGGGAUCUCUUCUUUAGCCAGAGGGUCGUGGAUUUAUGGAAUUCGUUGCCACAUACAGCUGUGGAGGCCCGAUCAUUGAGGGUGUUUAAGGAGGAGAUUGACAGGUAUCUAAUUAGUCAGGGUAGCAAGGGAUAUGGGGAAAAAGCCAGAAAUUGGAACUAGAUGGGAGAAUAGUUCAGCUCAUGGUGGAGUGGCAGAGCAGACUCGAUGGGCCGAAUGGCUUACUUCUGCUCCUUUGUCUUGUGAUCUUGUGACCUUCUGGGGAAGGUAUGAUCUGUAUAAAAAGGACAGACUAUACCUGAACCUGAGGGGGAUAAAUAACUGUGUGGGCAGGUUUGCUAGAGCUGUUGGGAAGGGUUUAAACUUAUUUGGUGGAGGAUGGGAACCAGAGUGAUAGGACUGAGGAUGGGGCAGUUGGUAUACAAGUAGAUGCAGUGUGUAGUGAAACAGACAGGCAGAUGAUAGGGCAAAAUUGCAGUCAGUGGGAUGAGUUGAAGUGUAACACAGGAAAAAUCAAAAAGGGUGAUGAAUACAAGACUGAAGGUGUUAUAUCUAAAUGCAUGCAGUAUACAGAAUAAGGUAGAUGAUCUUGUAGCACAGUUAGUGAUUGGCAUCAACUGAGUCAUGGCUGAAAGAAGAUCAUAGUUUGGAGCUUAACAUCCAAAGAUAGAGUAUAUAUUGUAUAGAAAGGACAGGCAGGUAGGCAAGGUGGGUGGAGUGGAUCAAUUGGUAAAAAAAAAAAUGAUAUCAAAUCCUUAGAAAGAGCUGACAUAGGAUUGGAAGAUGUAGAAUCCUUCUGGGUAGAGUUAAGAAACUGCAAACACAAAAAGACCCUGAUGGAAGUUAUAUAUAGGCCUUCAAACGGUAGCCAUGAUGUGAGAUGUAAAUUAUAAUUGGAGAUAGGAGAGGCAUGUAAAAAGGGCAAUGUUAUGAGAGUCGUGAUAGAUUUCCAUAUACAGGUUGGUACUGGAUCUCAAGAGAGGGAAUUUGUAGAAUGCUUAUGAGAUACCUUUGUAGAGCAGCUUGAGGUUGAGCCAAUUUGGGAAAAGGGAAUUCUGGACUGGGUGUUGUGUAAUGCACCAGAUUUCAUUAGAGAGUUUAAGGUAAAGGAACCUUUAGGAGACGGUAAUCAUACUAUAAUAGAAUUCACCCUGCAAUUUGAGUGGGAGAAGCUGAAGUCAGAUGUAUCAGUAUUACAGUGGAGUAAGUGUAACUGCAGAGGCAUGAGAGAGUUGCUGGUCAAUGUUGAUUGGUAGGGGACUGUAGCCAGGAUGAUGGUAGAACAGCAAUGGCUAGAGUUUCUGAGGCAUUUCAGAAGGUGCAGGAUAGAUAAACCCAAACGUGAAGAAUUAUUCUAACGGGAGGGUGAAGCAACCAUUGCUGACAAGGGAAGUCAAAGACAGCAUAAAAGAGGACAUAUAGCAAAAAUUAGUGGGAAGUUAGAGGAUUGGGAAGCUUUUAUAAACCAAAAGAAGGCAACCAAAAAAAAGCCAUGAGGAGAGAAAAGAUAAAGUAUGAAGGUAAACUAGCUAAUAAUAUACAAAAGGAUACCAAAAGUUUUUUAGAUAUAUAAAGAGGAAAAGGUGGGUGAGAACACUGGAAAAUUACCAUGGAGAGGUAAGUUAUUGGGGACAAAGAAAUGGCAGAUGAACUUAAUAAGUAUUUUGCAUCAGUCUUCACUGUGGAAGACACUUGCAGUAUGCUAGAUAUUUUGAGAAUGUCACGGGAGGACAAAAGUGAGUGUUGUUGUCAUUACUGAGGAGAAGGUGCUUGGGAAGCUGAAAGGUCUGAUGGUAGAUAAGUCGCCUGGACCAGAUGGACUACACCCCAGGGUUCUGAAAGAGGUAGCUGAAGAUACUGUGGAGACAUUAGUAAUGACCUUUAAAGUAUCACUAUAUUCUGGAAUGUUCUGGAGGACUAGACAAUUGCAAAAGUUACUCCACUCUUUAAGAAGGGAGGGAGGCAGAAGAAAGGAAAUUAUAGGCCAUUUAGCCUGACUUCAGUGGUUAGGAAGAUGUUGGAGUCCAUUUUAAAGGAUGGAGCUUUGCUGUACUUGCAGGCACAUGAUAUAGGCUACAGUCAGUAUGGAAUCAUUGGGAAAUCCUGCCUGAAAAUCUGUUGGAAUUCUUUGAGGAAAUAACAGGCAGGAUAGACAAAAAAAAGAGUCAAUUGAUGUUUACUUGGAUUUUCAGAAGGUCUUUUACAAGGUACUGCACAUAAGGCUGCUUAACAAGACAAGAGCCUAUGGUAUUACAGGAAAGAUACUAGCAUGGACAGAAGAUUGGCUGUCUGGCAGGAGGCAAAUAAUGGGAAUAAAGGGGGUCUUUUCUGUUUUUUAUGCCAGUGACUAGUGGUGUUCCACAGAGGUUGGUAUUGUGACUGCUUAUCACAUUAUAUGUCACUGAUUUGGAUAACAGAAUUGAUAGCUUUGUGGUCAAGUUUGCAGACGAUACAAAAAUAGGUGGAGGGGCAGUUAGUGUUGAGGAAGCAGUGAGUUUGCAGAAGGAAUUAGACAGUUUGGGAGAAUGGGCAAAGAAGUAGCAGUUAGAGUAUAAUGUAGGGAAGUAUAUGGUCAUGUACUUUGGUAGAAGGAAUAAAGGCGUAGACUAUUUUCUAAACCAGGAAAAAAUUCAAAAAUCAGAGGUGCAAAAGGGUUGGGAGUCCUUGUGCAGUAUUCCCUAAAGGUUAACGUGUAUAUUGAGUCAGUGGGAAGGAAGUCAAAUGCAAUGUUAGCUUUAAUUUUGAGAGGAUUAGAAUAUAAAAGCAAGGAUGUAAGGCUGAGGCUCUAUAAGGCACUGGUCAGACCACACAGAGUAUUGUGAGCAGCUUUGGGCCCCUUAUCAAAGAAAAGAUGUGCUGGCAUUGGAGAGAGUCCAGAGAAGUUCAGAAGUAUGAUUCCAGGAUUUAAAGGGUUACCAUAUUAGGAGUGUUUGAUGGUUCUGGGCCUGUACACACUGGAGUCUGGAAGAAUGAGAGGGGUUCUUGGUGAAACCUUUCUGAUAUUAAAAUGCCUAGAUGGAGUGGACACGGAGAGGAUGUUUCCAAUAGGGGGAGAGUCUAGGACUAGAGGGUGCAGCCUCGGAAUAGAGGGACAUCCAUUUAGAACGGAGAUGAGGAGGUAUUUCUUCAGCCAGAGGGUGGUGAAUCUCUGGAAUUUCUUGUCACAGACAGCUGUGCAGGCCAGGUCAUUAAGUAUAUUUAAAGGGGAGGUUGAUAGGUUCUUGAUUACUUGGGGGGUCAAAGGUUACGAGGACGAGGCAUGAGAAUGGGGUUGAAAGGGAUAAUAAAUCAGUGGUGGCUAGACUCACUGGGCCAGAUGGCCUAAUUCUGCUCCUAUAUCUUAUGGAAACACAGAAAACCUACGGCACAAUACAGUCCCUUCAGCCCACAAAGCUGUGCCGAACAUGUCCUUAACUGAGAAAUUACCUAGGGUUACCCAUAGCCCUUUAUUUUUCUGAGCUCCAUGUACCUGUCCAGGAGUCUCUUAAAAGAGCCUAUUGCCUCCACCACCGUCGCCAGCAGCCCAUUCCACGCACUCACCACUCUCUGCGUUUUUUUUAAAAAAACUUGCCCCCUGACAUCUCCUCUGUACCUACUUCCCAGCACCUUAAGACUGUGCCCUCUCGUGUUAGCCAUUUCAGCCCUGGAGAAAAAGCCUCUGACUAUCCACACGAUCUUAUGUUCUUAUGAUUGACACUGGUUACUGUUGCCCUGCCAUACAGUUAUUUCUGAUGGUCUCUGACAACAGAAGCUGGUGAGUGGAUUGAAACAUGAACUUACAAAAAUAAUCAUGUUUUUAUGUGAUUGUUCUGUUCCAAACCUGAUAAUAUGCCCCACUGUUGUGCUUAAACUGAGACAUUGGAUACUAAUAUGAUGUUUGUCAAAAAUUUGGAUUCUGCUUAAAACGUUUUUCAAACUUGUCUUUCUUUUCUGUUGUAGCAUUAUAGUUAUGAUAAUAUUCAUUGAAAAACAUGGUAAAUUGUAUUGAAGUGUUGCUAAUCUGCUUUAUAAAU
Mobula hypostoma (lesser devil ray) is the source of this 10612-nucleotide messenger RNA. RefSeq lists its product as uncharacterized. The record is from RefSeq and is a predicted model, not a curated record. The transcript is spliced from 33 exons. The coding region runs from base 1 to 4965 and encodes 1654 amino acids. NCBI's taxonomy places the organism in Eukaryota, Metazoa, Chordata, Chondrichthyes, Myliobatiformes, Myliobatidae.